ACUAAUGUGUCAUUAUUGCUGACUACGGUUAAUUUUCAACCCAAAUUGAUAGGAAAUGCAACUAGGUUUUUAAGUCAAAGUAAUAAUAAAACAAAUUGUGUAUAAAAUGGAGUCUACCGUAUCCGUUUCAAAGGGUGUGUUCCUAUUCCCUACUACAUUGAAAAAACCUAAAAAUGUAAAGCAAAAAUCUAACUUGUUUGAAAAACAAUUCAAGAAAGAACCAUGGUACAAGUCAUAUAAAAAGAAUUGGGACAAAAUUGAGUCUAGAAUAAUGGAUUUGCAUCAAAAAACCUAUGAUGUUCUCCUGAAUGACAUGGUAAACUACAUUAAGUCAUUCUACAGAGGUAAUGAAUCACUAACCUUGGAAGGUAUUAUACCCAGUGCCACUCUUCUUACUGGAGUCAACCAGCCGGACCAUGUGUCUCAGUUUGAAACACUUAUGUCGAAAAUAAGGGAUGAAGUAACACCUCACAUUGCAAUGGUGAAUUCUCAAGAUGCAUCUACAGUAAAGCAUUUAGUUGAAAAUGCAGUGUGGCAGCUGGUAAAUGGACAUGAAAUAAUGGAUGACAGUGGAGAUUCAGAUGAUGAGACACUGCCAACAAAGAAGAAGUUAAAGAAGAACCAAUGUACAAUGAGACUAUUACAGAACUGGUACAACAACAAGUAUCUCAGCCCCUCUCCCAAGAAAAGGCAAACUGUCUCCAUGAGAUCACUGGUCAUCAUCAUACCGGACUUUGAAAGCUUCAACUGUAAUAUUUUACAAGAUUUUGUUAUGAUUAUAAGUUCCUACGUGUCCUCUCUACCGAUAGUGUUCGUGUUCGGCGUGGCCACGUCGGUGUCGGCGCUGCACAAGUCGUUCCCCUACCACGUCUCGUCCAAACUGCUCAUCAAAGUGUUCCAUUCACAUUCUUCGCCAGUAUACAUGAAUCAGGUACUUGAAGAUAUAUUCCUGAACCACACAAGCCCCCUCCACUUGUCUGGAAAAGCGUUGGAGUUGCUGACUGACGUGUUCUUAUUCUAUGAUUUCUCAGUCACGGGACUUAUUCAAAGCAUAAAGUAUUGUAUGAUGGAACAUUACUACGGAGACAACGUGAAAUCACUCUGCUGCGAACGAGAAGACAUCGAAAACGCAGCCGCCAAAUUAUCAGCAGAAGACUUCGAAACCAUCCGACAACUGCCUUCCUUCCGACCCUUUCUUGAGGCACAGGAUUGUGAAACUAAAAUUGGUCUGUUUGAAGACGACAAUUUCUUUAGAGAGGUUUUGUGUCAAGAAUUGAACAAGCUGCAUGAUUACUUGCACAGUUUUUAUUUGUGUGUGCGGUUGUUGGCGGCGUUUUUGAAGGAUCUGCCUAAAAAUGUCAUUGGGAAAACGGUACGCGAAAUAUACACCAAAUGUGCCGGCGAAUCCGUAACCAAAACCCCAACAUUCAAAGAAUGCAUGCAGCUCAUAAAGUUCCAGUCACAACUGAAGCUACUAGACAGUAUACAGGGCGCUCUUAAAGUCGUCAAUGCGGAGCUACACGUAGUAUCCCCAGUAAAACCACUUAGGUCCUCACCAACUAAGAAUAAUGCUAACAAAUUAGUUUUGAAUAAUGAAUUAGGGGAAACUUUUGCUAAGACGGUCAGGGUUCAUUUGCUAACAUUUUUGAGACAGCUUGAAAACGCCAAUACUGAGGCUACUGUGCUCGCAGAGGUCGCUAAUGAGACUGAGAAUGAUACGGAAAUUGUGCCGGGAAAUAGAUACAAAUUGAAAGAGCAACUAUUACGUGCAACGAGGGCAGACCGCAUCCAAUCCGAGUUCGAGAUGAUACGGUCGCGUUUCGUCAGCUACCUCGAAGACAUGUUUGCUAAGGGUCUACAACCGCCUUCCACACAGACCUUCCACGAGGUGUUGUUCUUCACUGACGUGAGCAGCGUCAGGAAACAGAUUAUCGGCUCCCCCCGCGGCGCCGUCCACACGGCGCUCAGCAACCCACACCAUUAUUUACAGUGUUCAUGCUGCCGCCUAUCAUCAUUGGACAGCGCUUCAGCGACACUCCCCGACGUGUGUCUAGCGUACAAGCUGCACCGCGAGUGCGGCAAGCACAUCAACCUGUACGACUGGCUGCAAGCGUUCGCCGCGGUACUGUGCCCGGGGGAUGAAGAAGGAGACCACCUUUACUUCUAUUUUUGUUUCAGGUCAAGAUUCACCCGAGCCGUGGCAGAACUCCAGUUCCUCGGCUUCAUCAAGUCCUCGAAGAGGAAGACGGACCACGUGAUGCGUCUUACCUGGUGAUGGUGAUGGUCCUUCAGUUCAAGCUACAGUCAAACCACUGGGAGCGACCACCACCAAUCUCCAAAAAACUCCCUGUGGUAGUUUCUCAAGGGUGUCACCACAUCUACCGACGGCGAAUCCGCCAUACAUUUCUGACCUCUGUCCACCUCAUAAGAAUCAAGUGACGACCCUUGGACCAAAAAGUUAUAUGGGUUCCGUACCAAAAAGGUAAAAUAGGAAGCCUUAUGGUGAGACAGCUGUCACAACGCUAAAUGUCUGUUAUGCUAGUUGUGAUUUGAAGAUGUAAUUAAG
Messenger RNA from Cydia splendana, 2566 nucleotides. RefSeq names its product origin recognition complex subunit 3 (gene Orc3). Gene Ontology annotation, molecular function: DNA replication origin binding. The transcript is spliced from 13 exons. Gene Ontology annotation, biological process: DNA replication; DNA replication initiation. The coding region runs from base 107 to 2275 and encodes 722 amino acids. The record is from RefSeq and is a predicted model, not a curated record. NCBI's taxonomy places the organism in Eukaryota, Metazoa, Arthropoda, Insecta, Lepidoptera, Tortricidae. Gene Ontology annotation, cellular component: nuclear origin of replication recognition complex; DNA replication preinitiation complex; nuclear pre-replicative complex.